Molecule: messenger RNA, 1039 nt
Organism: Fusarium oxysporum Fo47
Lineage: Eukaryota; Fungi; Ascomycota; Sordariomycetes; Hypocreales; Nectriaceae
Product: ESCRT-I subunit protein VPS28
Exons: 3
Coding region: 54-767 (237 amino acids)
Biological process (GO): protein transport to vacuole involved in ubiquitin-dependent protein catabolic process via the multivesicular body sorting pathway
Cellular component (GO): ESCRT I complex
Molecular function (GO): protein-containing complex binding
Source: RefSeq, a predicted model, not a curated record
CGUAUUACUGGUAUUCCAUUAUAGGCAUUGAUCAAGCCAAUGCCUCUUUCACAAUGAUCCCAAGACAAGGCUACGCGCCAACUCCUCAUAGCUAUGUACCCAAUACAAGUCUUUCAGCAAGUAUAAAUCUCGACGAGGAAGUCAAGCUCACCAACACCCGUGCCGAGCGCGACCUUCAAGAAUCCCUCGCCGAACUCUUCAGCAUUAUAAUAACUCUCGAUGAACUCGAAAAAGCCUUUUUAAAAGAUGCCGUCCCUGAAGCAGAGUAUACUGAGAUCUGCGAGCGAUCGUUAAGGCAGUAUAAGGCGCUGCUGGCUGAUGAGACGAUCGCGAGGGAGUUUGGAGAUCUUGAGGAAUUCAAGGCCAAGUGGGAUCUCGAAGCCCCUCGCGCAACCGAGCGCAUUCGUGUAGGAAUGCCCUCAACGACCAUCGAUCGAGCCCCCUCGGCACAAACUCCCGCCCCCGCCGCAGCCAACAACACAAGCGGUGUUCUCAUUCUCGAAGCCACCCAAGAAUUCAUCACCUUUCUCGAUGCUGUUAAGCUCGGUCUCCUUUCCAAGGAUCAACUACACCCUCUUCUUUCCGACGUCAUCCAAUCGGUGAACCGUGUCACGGACAAAGACUUUGAGAACCGCGGCAAGAUCGUGCAAUGGCUUAUCACGCUCAACCAGAUGAGAGCGACUGAUGAGUUGAGUGAGGGCCAGGCGCGCGAGCUGGAGCUGGAUAUUCAGCAGGCGUACCAGGGAUUCAGAAGGACGUUGACAUGAUGUGCUGUGACCUGAUGAUUUUGUAUAUAUCCUUUUGAGCGAAGAUGCUUGCGCCAAUGCCUGUCCGCAUGGUUAUUAGAAGUGGUGUGCUUUCUCUAUAUACCCACAGCGAUCAUCCUCAUGAUCCAUGGUCCAUUAUACCAAGAACGUCCAAAAGCUGGGAUAGACGAAUUCCGACUCAAAAAUCCUUCUGACCUGUUCUAGCACGAAUCUCUCGACUUUGCCCACGUUCUUUAAGCUCUGCUUUCCGCCAACCCGUUCUCCAAUCUCGC